AUGAAAAGUAAUAACAUCUCGAAUGAGAACCACCCACAAGAGCAACAAAUAUCUAACAAACUUCUCUUAACUUGUCGCCGCAUACAGCUCCAAACAGAUAACAAACAUCCCUUUCUUAAUCCAACCCAUGAUCCUCAUCUUUAUCCUGCUGAUACUGGAACUUCCAAUUUGGAGUCUGACUCUCCAGAGCCAGAGGUGAAAGCUGAAGAUAAUUUGGAGAAAACAGCUAAUCCUGCUUUUGAAGUUUGUCAAGAGAUUGUUGAUACAACUAAGAAGAUCCAAGAGGCUCCUCCUGAAAUCCAUUGUACUCUCAAGUCAGUCUCUGAAGAUGUUGAUAAGUUUCUUUUGAGUUUGUCAUCCUGGAAAGGCAGAAAGGAAACUUUCGUAAAAGAUAAUAUCGAUGGUGAUGAAAAAAGAGGAGAAAAUCAUGGAAAGGUGGUCGACGUAGAUGUUCCUGCAUUUGUUGAGAAGUUUUUGGAUCUUGUUGGAGAGCUUGUUGUAGAAUAUGAAUCCAAUGAAGGAAAGGGGAAGUGGGGAAAAGUGCAAGAGGACGGCUCGUUAUUACUUGACGCUGUAAAUCGGGUUUCAAAGCUAACAAAUAUCCUUCCAGAAUUCAUAUCUGAUCCAAAUACCUUGGUUAAUCGCAUUGGAGGGAUCUACCAACGAGCAAUGUCUUGCUUGGAAGAUGAAUUCAGGGUGCUUCUUGAAGAUUAUAAAAGCAACAAAGGGGCAGAUCAAAGCGAUCCUACGAAAGGGACGCAACAGAAUGAUGAUGCUGGCUGCAAUUUAGUCGAAUCUGACGACCAGCAGGUUACCGAGGAAGACAAUUUCGCGGGAUAUUCUGAGGAAGUUGUUGCAAAUUUGAAUAGGAUCGCCAAGGAAAUGAUCACAGGAGGAUACGAAUCUGAAUGCUGCCAAGCUUACAUGAUCACAAGGAGGCAUGCCUUGGAUGAAUGCUUGGAUAAGAUGAGGUUUGAGAAGAUGAGCGUUGAUGAGGUACAAAGGAUGACUUGGGAAGCACUGGAGAGCGAGAUCCCAGCUUGGAUCAAGACCUUCAAAGAUUGUUCAACCAUAUAUUUCGCCAAAGAACGAAAGCUUUCUGAGGCUGUUUUCUCCGAUUUCCCAUCAAUAUCUUCCUCCCUUUUCAGCAAUCUUAUUCGAGGUGUGAUGAUUAAGCUCCUUAUUUUCACUGAAGGUAUUGCAAUGACAAGACACUCUACGGAGAAGCUUUUUAAAUUUCUAGACAUGUACGAAACUUUGCGUGAUAGUAUUCCAGCAGUGGAUGCUUUAUUUCCCCAGGAAUCUGAAAAUGAACUUAAACCAGAAAUGAUAACAGCUAAGUGUAGGAUUGGAGAGGCCGCAAUUAGUAUAUUUUGUGAUUUGGAAAACUCCAUCAAGUCUGAUACAGGAAGAACAACAGUGCCUGGUGGUGCAGUUCAUCCUUUGACUCGCUACACGAUGAACUAUUUGAAGUAUGCAUGUGAAUACAACGCAACACUUGAGCAAGUGUUCAAGGAACAUUGGAAAAUAGAACAAGCUGACUCAACGAGUAGGCCACAUGAAGGAAAGACACAAGACUUCCACAGAAACAUUAACAAUAGAGAAGGCCAGUCACCAUUCUCAGUUCAACUGACGACAAUUAUGGAUUUACUAGACUCAAACUUGGAGGCUAAGUCGAAACUUUACAGAGAAAUCGCAUUGGGUAGCAUUUUCAUGAUGAACAAUGGACGCUACAUCUUACAGAAGAUAAAAGGCUCUAAGGAGAUCCACCAAGCAGUGGGAGACCCAUGGUGCCGCAAGAAAUCUUCGAAUCUUAGAAACUUCCACAAGAACUACCAGAGAGAGACAUGGGUUAAGCUUUUGAAUUGUUUAGGACACGAGGGUCUGCUAGUGCAUGGAAAAGUAGUGAAACCAGUGUUGAAAGAGAGAUUCAAGAGCUUUAACUCGUUGUUUGAUGAAAUCCACAAGACUCAAAGCUCUUGGGUGGUGAGCGAUGAGCAGCUUCAGUCUGAACUUAGAGUUUCUAUAACGGCGGUGGUGAUACCGGCAUACCGAUCAUUCUUAGGGAGGUUUUCUCAGUAUUUAGACCCCGGAAGGCAAACUGAGAAGUACAUAAAAUACCAGCCUGACGAUAUAGAGAAUUGUAUUGAUGAGCUUUUUGAUGGAAACCCUCUCUCUGGAGCCAAGAAGAAACAUAACAACCCAUAA
Molecule: messenger RNA, 2208 nt
Organism: Manihot esculenta (cassava)
Lineage: Eukaryota; Viridiplantae; Streptophyta; Magnoliopsida; Malpighiales; Euphorbiaceae
Product: exocyst complex component EXO70B1
Exons: 1
Coding region: 1-2208 (735 amino acids)
Biological process (GO): exocytosis
Cellular component (GO): exocyst
Molecular function (GO): phosphatidylinositol-4,5-bisphosphate binding
Source: RefSeq, a predicted model, not a curated record